GGGAAGCGUCAGUUAGGGAACGGCGACCAAUCAGAAACAGGAGAGGGCGGAGCUAAGCGGGGAAUUUCGUGAUUUCCUGGUUACAGUCAAGCGCUUGCAGAAUGAAUGUGGGCGUCGCUCACAGCGAGGUGAACCCCAACACGCGGGUGAUGAACAGCAGAGGGAUUUGGCUCACCUACCUGCUGCUGACCGUCGUCUUACACAUCGUCUUACUGAGCAUCCCGUUCCUCAGCGUGCCAAUCGUGUGGACCUUAACCAAUGUCAUUCACAAUCUGGCCAUGUAUGUGUUCCUUCACACGGUAAAGGGGACUCCGUUUGAGACACCAGACCAGGGAAAAGCCCGCUUGCUCACUCACUGGGAACAAAUGGAUUACGGCAUCCAGUUCACAUCUUCAAGAAAAUUCCUCACCAUUUCACCCAUAGUGCUGUACAUUCUGGCCAGCUUUUACACCAAAUAUGAUGCCACCCACUUCCUGAUCAACACAAGCUCCCUUCUUAGUGUCCUUCUGCCCAAGCUGCCUCAGUUCCAUGGAGUGCGUCUGUUUGGUAUCAAUAAAUACUGAAGCAAAGUUCAGAGUGGUCAUCAAGAGGUAAAGGAACAGUAGUGAAGAAAAUGUCUGUCUCUUGGUUUAAUGCCUUUUCUUAAUACAAGCUGACGGUCAAGAAGCAGCACUGAUCUGAACUUCUUACACUGUAUCGAAAAGGACUUGUGGCAGUGCACUGGUGUUUGAAUUUUAUAUUAAUUUCUCCCAUCUUUUUUUUUUUGUGUUUUACUGGAAAUGCAUUCCAGACUAUGAAUUCACUUCUAGUGCAGGUGAAGUUUAUAUUUAUUUAUUCAUUUAGUUGAAACCUUUAUGCAAAGAGACUUAAAUGAGGCAGAAUCCAGUAACAGAGCUGAUAAAGGAGCUGACUGAGUUUUCAUCAAGGAAAAAUAAAAAUAGCCACAACUACACACAUGGAUUGGGGAUAAGAGUUAGUGCACCAACCCCUACCCCUACCCAUCCCCCCACCCCACCCCAGUUCACAAAUUUAAUGAGUGAAAUGAUUAAUGACAAUCGUUGAAGUUUGACCUCUGUAACAGUGAUGCACAAUAAUAGAGUAAUAUAUGUAAUUAUAUGAUAUCUAGGUUAUCAGUCAGCUAACAGGUACCAGUAUGACCAAAGCACACUGUAGAUAGACAUAAACGCGUGUAUGUGUGUCUGGACUGACGUUAACAUGCUCUCGCAGGAGUUCAGUGUAGAGGUGUGCAUCCGGACUGGGAUCCAGACCCGCAAGAGCCAAUAAAAAAGAUGUGAGGGCAAGUGUUUUUUUUUUUUUUUUUUUUUACUGUCAUAAGGGCGGUCAUAUAUGAAAGGUUAAAGAAAGGCCAAUUUCAUUAACAUGGGAGUGUAUGCUGCUUUCUGAGGCAGGUUGCUUGAACGACGCUGUGUUAAUUAAUAUUUUGCCAAAUAGAACCAAUUAAGUUUGUUAGAAAAUAUCACAGGUAUGUGCAAACAAGCGGGAUCGGUUAGACCUUCUGCGGGAGUGGGUGGGAUCGGUUAGACCUUCUGUGGGAGUGGGUGGGAUCGGUUAGACCUUCUGCGGGAGUGGAUGGGAUCGGUUAGACCUUCUGUGGGAGUGGGUGGGAUCGGUUAGACCUUCUGCGGGAGUGGGUGGGAAUGGUUAGAAUUCUUUUUGGCGGUGUGGGGUUGGUCAUACUUUCUGUGGGAGCGGGCAGAUUUGGUCAAACUUUAUGCGGUUGGGGGGUGGGAUUGGUCAAAAUUUCUGUGAGUUGGGGGUGGGAUUGGUUUGAAUGCUUCUAGGAGCAGGCAGAACUGGUCACAUUUUCUGCUGGAAAGAGAAGUUGAACUUUUGGCAGGAUUGGUCGAAUGUUCUGUGGGAGGGGGCGCAGGUGGGAUUGGUUAGAAUUCUUCUGGAAGUGAAUAGGAUUGGUUAGAGCUCUUUCAGGAGCAGGUGGCAUUGGUUGAAUUUUCUGCUGGAGUGAGCAAGAUUGGUCAAGACACUGCAGGAGUGGGUGGCAAUGAUUGAACUUUCUGUGGAAGCAGACUGGUCAAAAUUUUUGCAGGAGUGGGCGGAAUUGGUCAGAAUGUUUUUUAAGAAGCGGGUGGGACUGGUCAGAAUUCUUUCGAGAGUGGGCAGGAUUGGUCAAAGUGAUUUCGGGAGUGGGCAGGAGGAUUGAGCAGAAUGAUUUAAGGAGUGGGAGGGAUUGAUCAGAAUGAUUUAAGGAGUGAGCAGGAUUGGUCAGAAUUCUUUUAGAAGUGUGUGGGAGUGGGAUUUUAAAAAAACAGUCCUGUGUAAACCUCUAGUUGAGUGUGCAGGUGUCUCCUGAAACCUGAGAGAAGAAUCUUAUCUGCACAGCUGCACAGUCUAGUUUUAGACCUGCUUUCACCGAACACCUUUCACCCUCUGGUCAUAGUGAUCAGGAUACAGUGCAGUCCCAGUUGAGCUCGAAUGUUUGAGUGAUGAAAGGCCCACUGCAGGCGGUGUGUGCUUUUUCAUUAGGAAAUAAAAUGUAUGUCUUCUUGAUUGCUGCUGUCCAGUUCCAGAUUCCUGAACCUGAUUUCUCUCCUUCCCAAAAAAAAAAAAACCUGUUUGGUAGCAAACCAAAAUGGUCACUUCGCACUAAAUAUUAGAUUACUAGAAGUGAUUCAUUAAUUUCAGCCUUUUUUGCUACCAUCAUUGGUAUCAAUCUAAGCCAACUCUCAUCUCUGGAAGCCUUCUGCUUGAUGCUGAUAUUGUAGUCUCUUCAUUUGUUUUGUCUUUGAAGUGCCUUGUUUCACAUUUAUCGACUUAUUUUAUAUGUAUAAAUUCUCAGUCAUUUUCUAGAUUCUGUCAGUGCAUUGCAAAACAUGGAUUUUUGUUAGCUGUGUGUGAUAUUUAUGCAGGCUGCUGAGGUCAUUAAAAUGUGUACUGUUAAUGUCUCAGUGAGUAGCACAUUACAUGUCAAAGGACCAGUUUUGAGUCUCAGUUGUAAUCCUGAAGCAUGUUAUUGCAGGAAUGAUUGCAUGCCAUUGAAUAAACAGUAACCAAAAUUUCUCAAAGUUUUAAAAACACUUCUCUGCACUUAUGAUAUUCUACAGCUACAGUUCUUAAUGAAAGAAAAAAAACAGGUUGGCAUACUGUAUUUAUUUUUGGAUACUACAGAAUUUUUUUUUUAAUUUGUAGCCACGAAUGUUGAUGCUCAUGAUGAAUGAUCCCUGUUCACAUGUUUGUGUAUGUAUUUUCACAUUUAGAGAUGAUUAUUAAUUAUAUUUCAUUUCUUGGUCAGUUAUAUAACAAGGCUCAAGUGUGGGCAAUGAAUGAUGUACUGUACAUAUCACACUGUCGAUUAUAAAUCCUCAAAUAAUAGCAUAACUUGUCUGUUUUCUAUUGUUAAUAAUGUAAAUAUUUAUCAACUGCAGAAAGGGUCAUUUAAAAUGCAAUAAAACUAAACUUCU
This is a messenger RNA of Pangasianodon hypophthalmus (striped catfish), 3437 nucleotides long. RefSeq names its product ORMDL sphingolipid biosynthesis regulator 2 (gene ormdl2). The transcript has 4 exons. The record is from RefSeq and is a predicted model, not a curated record. Lineage: Eukaryota; Metazoa; Chordata; Actinopteri; Siluriformes; Pangasiidae. Gene Ontology annotation, biological process: intracellular sphingolipid homeostasis; ceramide metabolic process; negative regulation of ceramide biosynthetic process. Gene Ontology annotation, cellular component: endoplasmic reticulum membrane. The coding region runs from base 102 to 563 and encodes 153 amino acids.